GCCUCCACUUCCAGCUAGCAGUAAGUACUCGCUAUUCAGUGUACUCACUGUUCCAAAGAACUCGACAGCGGAAACGAAGACGGAGAGAAAGAGGGAAUCUUAUUCUAUCAAUCUAAAGCCCUCUCUUUGAACUGUUCUUGUUUCUUGUUACUCUUCAUCGAGCAAUCAGUCGCUAGGCUAACACCAAAGCAUCUUCCCCUAUCCACCUUCAAUCUUAACGACCCCAGUUCAGCAAUACCAUUACUCUACUCGUUAUUUCCGCCAUUUCCUUCGAUUUUGAUCCACAAUCCAUCAAAAACCCUACCCGGUUUCGCUUCCCCACCACACAUUUGCUUGAGAUUUUGUUCUUACCUCCCGUUUCUCUUCUGGGUUUCAAGUGCAUGGCUCUGCUUCAGUCCCCUUCUCUUUGCUUUGGCGGCGCGGCUCUCAAUUCCCGCCAUAGUUCGGCCAGUUUCAGACCUGGAAAUCUUAAACCUUCGCCCUUAUCUUCCCCUCCUCGAGCCUCCUCUCCUCGCUUGAGUUCCCGAUGUAAAGCGGCUCCCGCAGUUGGUGGCGGGUCGUCUGAGGCAGAUGGCUCCUCCCUUGUGGUUUGCUUUGGGGAAAUGCUAAUAGAUUUUGUACCCACAAUCAAUGGCCUUUCGCUGGCCGACGCACCAGCCUUCAAGAAGGCCCCAGGCGGUGCUCCUGCUAACGUUGCUGUCGGAAUUGCACGUCUUGGUGGCACAUCAGCGUUUGUUGGGAAGGUCGGGGAAGAUGAAUUUGGAUAUAUGCUUGCUGAGAUAUUGAAGGAGAAUAAUGUCAACAAUCAAGGGUUGCGCUUUGAUCCUGGUGCAAGAACUGCUCUGGCGUUUGUUACAUUAAGGAGUGAUGGAGAACGUGAAUUCAUGUUUUACCGAAAUCCUAGUGCCGAUAUGUUGCUUCAAGAAGAUGAACUUGAUCUUGAAUUGAUUAAGAAGGCAAAGAUCUUUCACUAUGGCUCCAUAAGUCUUAUAACAGAGCCAUGCAAAUCAGCUCAUAUUGCAGCAGCAAAGGCCGCAAAGGAAGCUGGUGUUGUUCUUUCAUAUGAUCCCAAUCUGCGGCUUCCUCUGUGGUCUUCUGCAGAGAGUGCUAGAGAAGGCAUCCUUAGCAUUUGGAAUUUGGCCGACAUCAUCAAGAUAAGCGAAGAAGAGAUAUCCUUCUUAACGCAAGGAGAAGAUCCAUAUGAUGAUGCUGUUGUCCGCAAGUUAUACCAUCCGAAUCUCAAGUUGCUACUUGUGACUGAGGGCCCAGAUGGUUGCAGGUAUUACACCAAGGAAUUCAGCGGCAGAGUGAAGGGCUUAAAGGUGGAUGCUAUUGACACAACCGGUGCCGGAGAUGCUUUUGUGGCUGGAGUACUGUCUCAACUAGCACGGGAUUUAUCUUUGCUUCAGAACGAAGAGAAGUUGCGAGACGCUCUCAAGUUUGCCAAUGCCUGUGGUGCAUUGACUGUGAUGGAAAGAGGUGCAAUCCCUGCAUUGCCAACCAGCGAAGCUGUAGCGAAUGCAGUCCUUAAGAUCGUGGCAUGAAAGGUUUGUUGUUUACUAGUAGUAACUUUAGAGCGAAAUCCAUAUUUUUUUUCCGGCAAAUGUUUGAUAAUCCGAUCCAUGUAGCUAGUUCAGUUCAUGCCCUGAUGAAUGUCGUGUUAACGACAAUAACCCUGCUCACUCUGGUACUGUAGUCUGUAUCCGACGGAGCAGUCACACUGUAAGCAGUUUUUGAUGUAUUGUGUGUUAUAAAUGUAUUCAUGUCCUGUAUGUAGCAUCAUGGGAACAUUUUGGUUAUGCGUUGCUGUCAUAAAUGUAAAAGUUUGAAAGUGAUGCUCUUGGAGGGCCUACCAGCCGUGUUAUGCCAAUUGGUUAGGUAAUGAUCCCAUUCAGAAUUAGUUCAUCUGAUCUGAUUGAAAUGAGUCGCUAACCUAAAAGAAU
Molecule: messenger RNA, 1943 nt
Organism: Linum tenue
Lineage: Eukaryota; Viridiplantae; Streptophyta; Magnoliopsida; Malpighiales; Linaceae
Source: the annotation of a GenBank genome assembly